Molecule: messenger RNA, 5894 nt
Organism: Sander lucioperca (pikeperch)
Lineage: Eukaryota; Metazoa; Chordata; Actinopteri; Perciformes; Percidae
Gene: lrrfip1a
Product: leucine rich repeat (in FLII) interacting protein 1a
Exons: 24
Coding region: 579-5342 (1587 amino acids)
Biological process (GO): regulation of transcription by RNA polymerase II
Molecular function (GO): DNA-binding transcription factor activity, RNA polymerase II-specific; RNA polymerase II cis-regulatory region sequence-specific DNA binding
Source: RefSeq, a predicted model, not a curated record
GUACAGGCUUUGAAGUUCGUUGGUGGUGUCAGAUUCGAGUCUCUUGCUGUGAAUCCUUCAGGUGGUGGUGGAGUCGUACGGCUGCUAGCUAGAUAAACACGAGACAAUUUUAAAAACAACCACAUCGUAAUAAUGGUGGUUUAGCUGCAAUUAAUGUUUCUUUUUUAAAAUGUCAGUGUUUGUGUGUAUAUCCAUAGAAUGACAGACAGGUAACGUAACGGGCAUUGUGUAAAUUGACAGUGAGAAGCUACAGUGAACGGUUCUCGUUGAAUUUGCUAGUAAACGCUCUCCGAAGCGCACGUGGGAGCAGAUGCUGCCAGUCACCGUCACAGUUUGAACCAGAGUUUCUGCGCCGUUCACAGAAAACACAGGAAGGAGUGUAAAAAACGGAUGUAUGACAAUGACCCAUGCUGUGAACGCGACCAGCCACGGGUUGUUUCAUCUCCUCGCCUUUCAUUUGAUAUUUUAGCGACACAUGAGACCCACUAGCUAAGCUUCUGUUUGGAUUAUUCGGUGCGCCUUUGGACCACGAAGUGUGAACUGUGUCUACAGUGAGCGGAUAAAGUAUUCGAGAAAACAUGGGGACUCAGGGCACAGGACGGAAAAGAUCUACCAAGAAGGAGAGGUCGACGGCAGAGGACGAUGCCCUUAAUCUCAUAGCGAGAGAGGCCGAGGCAAGGCUGGCAGCGAAGAGGGCAGCCAGGGCAGAGGCCAGAGAGAUCCGCAUGAAGGAACUGGAGCGACAGCAGAAAGAGAUCUUUCAGGUGCAGAAGAAAUAUUAUGGCUUGAACACCAAAAUAGAUGACCGAGCGGACAGCAAAUGGGGAGAUAUUGAACAAUGGAUGGAGGACAGUGAGAGAUACUCACGUUCUUCACGGAUACAAACGCUCUCAGACGACGAUGAGCGGAUGUCAGUGGGAAGCCGGGGCAGCGUCCGGUCGGAUCUUGAUGCAGUUGGGGCUUAUGGUGGAGGGGACUCCUCAUCACAUAAGAAGUCAAAGAAAAAGAAGAAACAUAAGCACAAAGAUAGGAACGGCUGUGAGGAUGAUUACAGUGUAAUAUCCAGCAGGAGCUCCAGACUCAGUGAUGAAAGCAGAGUGUCUCGCUCCUCCAGGCUAGACCUAACGGGCUCCAGACUAAGUGAUGACACCCGGGUGUCCCGGGCCUCCAGAUUAGACCUGCAGCCGGCAUCUUAUGCUUCCUCUGACUUGUACGGCUUCAAUGGUCUGUCCUCUUCCAGAAAACCAGGUUCAACCUUCAAUGGUUACCAGAGCGCCUUGUAUGAAGACUGCAGCGGGUCACAGCGAGUCUCCAGCUCUCAUCCUUUAGAGUACACUAGUUAUCGCAGCUCCGGCUCCAGAGUUUCCUCCAGGGCCGGAUCGGCCCGCGCCAGCCCAGUGGACAACUGCAGCUCUGUUGCCAGUUUUUUGAGGAGUGCGGCCAAUAGCAGUGGCCUCCACCGAGACCUGGACGAUGUUACUAUUCCUGACUUUUCUGAUGUGGAGGACAGAGAUUAUCUGGAGAAGGGAUCUCGAGCAGCUUCUGCUUUAACAGCAGCAACCCUCACCUCCUUAGGCGGGACGUCCUCGCGGAGAGGAAGUGGCGAGACGGCUAUAACUGUAGAUGCAGAGACGUCUAUACGAGAAAUCAAGGAGAUUCAUGAACUGAAGGAUCAGAUUCAAGAUGUGGAAACCAAGUACACGCAGAACCUAAAAGAAGUCAAGGAUGUAUUAGUAGAAGUGGAGGAGAAGUACCGUAAGGCCAUGGUGUCCAACGCCCAGUUGGACAACGAGAAGAACAACCUGAUGUACCAGGUGGACACGCUCAAAGACUCGCUCAUGGAGCUGGAGGAACUGCUGUCUGAGUCGCGCCGCGGAUAUGAGGAGAAAGUCAAGGAAUACGAGCGAGAGAAGCAUGCCCACUCUGUGCUUCAGUUCCAGUUCAGUGAAAUGAAAGAGACGCUAAAACAAAGUGAAGAGCUGCUCAACGACAUCCGUCAGCUGCGUAUGAAACAGGAAGGUUUUGUUAGAGAAAUAUCUGACCUGCAGGAGACGGUGGAGUGGAAGGAUAAAAAGAUUGGGGCCUUAGAGCGACAGAAAGAAUACACAGAUGCAAUCCGAAUUGAGCGAGAUGAGCUCAGAGAAGAGGUGGUGCAGCUGAGAGACAUUUUGAAGAAACAUGGAAUAGUAUUGGGACCUGAUCUAAACAUCAAUGGAGAGGUUGGUGAGACAGAAGUGGACGGGUCCCCCAGUGCAGACGCUGCUCCCCAACCGGCUCAGGAUUCACACGCUUCCCCAGCGGAGGGGAACAGCAUGCUCGGCAACACAGAGGAGACUCAGUUGAGAAGUAGCAGAGAGGAAGAGGUGGAUCCAGAGCGGCAUCAGGAAAUGUUUGAGGAAGCCAAAGAGAAUCACUUGAGCACUGAUACUCUCUGUAAUGUUGCUGGUGUUUCCACCCUGGAAACAUCUAGCGAAGAACAGCCAACAGAAGAACAACAGACAUGCUUAGAAGAAGACAAGAAGACUGCCACAGAAGAAGACAAUGUUGAAGAACAUUGCCUCAGCAAGGACUCAAAUGUUGACAUUAAUGACCAAUCAAUCACAGAGGCCAAAGAUAUAACCAUUUGCAGCCCGGGGCUUCAAGGGAUUGUAACAAGUUCUGAGAAAAAUGUUCCAGAGAAAGAAAGGCCUGCAGGGGGAGAUUUAGGGGAGACAGAAACCAAAAGCAGUAGUGUUGACACCAAGAGUGAUGACAUUAGAGAGUCAUCUAACAACCUUUCUGAAGAGCGAGGAAACAAACAGGAAGAUGUUGAGGAAAGUCAUUUGAGAAAUACAGAACCAUGUCCUCAGCCAAGAAUUGUUAUGACGGAAAGUUUACCGGGCGAGUCCGCCCAAGCUGUAGAAAACACCGAACCUCAACCAAAGCCUGAUGAAGCAGAAGAUGCAGAGAACGACGAGGCAGGGGAAAUAUCAAUUAAAACUCAGCCUCAGUGCGCUGCUGCUUCAGGGAAAAAGAAGAAAAGGAAGAGGAAAAGCAAAAAGAAAGGAGGAACUCACGAGGAUAAGAACCAACAAAAAGAUGUAACCGAUAAAGAAAAUGACAAAGCCGAAAUAGACAUUGAAUCGGCUACAAGAGAGAAAGGGCCAACGACAGAACCUAAAGUUGAUGAUUCUGUUACUGAAACCCUUAGGGGAUCAAGGGUGGAUCAAGUUAAGAAUGAGCAGCACAGGCAAGAAACUGAGGAGGUAGAUGGCGUAAAAGCAGUGAAACCCACUGAAAUCUUUUCUCCCACUGAAACUCUCAAAGAAUCAAGAAGGGAUCAUGUUACAGAUGAGCACGACAAGGAACAAACUUUGGAAACGGAGAACGUAGGAGAAGCUGAAGCCGUGGCGACUACUGAAACCUUUUCUCCCACUGAAACUCUCAAAGAAUCAAGAAGGGAUCAUGCUACAGAUGAGCAGAACAAGGAACCAGGUCUGGAAGCUGAAACGGUAGAGGCAGUGGCACCCAUUGAAACCUUUUCUCACGUUGAAACUCUCACGGAAACCACAGCAGAACUCAGAAAGGAUGAGCAAAACAAGAAACAAACUUUAGAAUUAGAGAAAGUAGAAGAAGUGGGGUCUACAACAAGUCCUGUCCCAGAGACCGACCUCAGUACUUCUGAUCAUAUUGACAACAAAGGUGCAGAGAGCUCUGAUGAUCUUGACAAAGAAUGCACUUUCUGUAUAGAUAACUCUAAAAGUGAAACGAACAUCUCAACUAAUGACGAUGUCAUCCAUACUGAGUUAGAAAAUAUGAAUAGUGCAGAGGAUGAAGUUGGACCUAUUGAUGAGAUGAAAGCUGAAUGCUCAACUAAUAACCCCGAAAACGCUUUUGAAACAAGGGGUAAUAAAAACACUGACGCUGAAUCGCAUGUUUCAAGCAAUGGUGACAUUGCUGCUGAUGAAUCUGAAUCCACCAGCAUUGCUGAGAGUAAGGAGAGCAUGUCUGUGUCCCUGUCUUCUACCGAUGGCUUCACCGACGCUCUCAUAAGCUUGUCUGGCUCAGACCUGUCUGCAGCCGUGAACUCAGGCAGCGAUGGCACUCCCAUCAAGGUUUCUGAGGGAGGUCCCAAGGAGACAACUGAGGCAGCCAAAGACGACGAGGAGUCAGGAACAGAGAAUGGACAAGAAUCCUUUUCUCCCAGUGUCAUUUCUUCAGCGCUAAACGCAGACCGAACAGAAAGGGAGGAGCUAAAUGAAGGCUUGAGGGAAGCUGAAGGUUUAAUCGAGCCAGACCGCUCACGUGACGAAAAAAGUGACAGUUGUGAGAGUGCAUCUUUAACAGAAAACACUGAAGCUUUUGACACUGUAAAUAGUCCGUUGCAGGCCGAACUAUUGGAUGAUGUAGAAAGCCAGACAUUACAGUGUGAGGGUCAGAUUGAUGAAUCGAAUGUUGAAGUGGCCUCUGAAUCAGAAGAGAUCAAUACCAUUGACAUGUUAAAUACACCAGCCUCUCCAAAAGAAGCUACUGAAAUUGGGUCCUCUCUCGAGCAGAACCACAGUACUGAAGAAUCAGCUGUUGCAGAAGAUCCUGAACAUGAAAACAGUCAAAAUGAUCAGCGGAGUGAGACACAGCGACUGCCUGAACCCAGCAAAGACAAGUCUGAAGAUAAUAAUUCAUCUCAACCCACCCUGCAGGGGAGCGAUGAAGACAAUGGUGAAGAUGACGAAGGCCAGUCUUUUGAUUUUGAUGACAUGGAUGUCGAGGCGGCUGUAGCGACAAGUCUCCCUAAAAAUCCGGAACAGGAAGAAAAUGAGGAGGGAGUUAAGGUCAUGUCGGAUGAAAGCAGCAAUGGAAUUUCAGUCCAAAGUAAAACUGAGUCAAAUGACAAAUCACAAGAAGAGCCAGUUGAAAGAAAUGACGAGACGUGUACGGUUGAUGGCGGUAACGAGGUAGAUAAACCAGAUACUGUGCCUCGAGACAACCAAAACUCUUUGGCUCAUGAGGACAACACGUCUGAAAAGGGGGAACAUGUGGAAAAUGUGUGCGAAAAGCAGAAACCCAUGCCUGGGGAAGAAGCAGGUGUAGCAGAUGAGCCCAGGCACAUUAUAGAGGAAGGAAAGGUUUUGAAUAUUGGAGAGUUGGGUGGUGUUGCAGAGGACAUUAACCAGGCGACGUCUCUACCCAUAGAGGAAGGGUUAGAUGCCAUUAAGCAGGAGUUGCAGGGUGAAAAUUUGGAAUCACCAAAGCAUGUAGAACAAGUGGCCAGCAACAAAGAGCCACAGCAGACAGGGAAAGAUGUGAAGAAAAACGGCAAGAAAGGUAAAGGCAAGGGCAAGGAGGAGUGCAAGAUGUCUUAGCUUAUAGACGGUAUAUAGUAUAGAUAUAUAUUAUCAGAUCUGCUCUCUACUAGUCUUUGCUUAGCUUAGUUUACAAAGUGGUCAAAUAAAUAUGUGCAGAACCUCACAGCACUUUGAUUCUUUCCCAAAUAAAUAUUGGUGUAAGUUUGUAUAUUUUUUUUUAUUAAAGCCAAAACGGUCAAACAAAAAAACAGUCUAAAGUCCACACAUAAAUUUUCAUUGAGGUCAUAUGUGCAAAAAAUAGUUUGUGGAGAGAUGAGGAUGUAAACUGCUUGGUAGAUUUUUUUUCUAUUGGACAAUACUGCACUUGCUAUAUCAGGUAACAUUAUUUUGUUAUUGAUGCACAUUGAUCAUGCUGCUUGUUAUGUGUCAUGGGUAAUAUUGCUCUGCACCUGUAUCACACAUUUUUCUCAUGCUACAAUUCCAAGAUCUCAUUGAUUUAUUCAUUUCAUAGGUUCAAAACAAAAAAACAGAUGUUAAUUGGUAAUUCUCAUUAAGGCCCAGUCCACACGAAUACGGGUAUUUUUGUAUCCCGUCCACACAAGCACAAAA